Messenger RNA from Puccinia triticina, 585 nucleotides. RefSeq lists its product as uncharacterized. The record is from RefSeq and is a predicted model, not a curated record. The coding region runs from base 1 to 585 and encodes 194 amino acids. NCBI's taxonomy places the organism in Eukaryota, Fungi, Basidiomycota, Pucciniomycetes, Pucciniales, Pucciniaceae. The transcript is spliced from 4 exons.
AUGAUUCCCAUAACACUAGAUUUCCAAAUCACCGGGGGUUACAGCAAACCCUUGAUCGGUAAAUUAGCUGCGCCUGAGCCGCGCAGAACACUACCCGUUGGCCGCACAUUUCAAUCCCAUGCCGCUUGGGUCCUGAGCAAAUGGACUCUAGCCGAACAUAAAGCUCGGGCUGGUAGACCAGAGUCUGGGCCAUCUGAGCUCAGCCCAGCCAAUUGGGGGACGGUGGACGAGGCCGAGGACGACCCGUUCUCGGCGGCCAACUCGACGAUGUCCAACACCUUGCCGCUGGCCGACCGGCCCAGCUUCAGCCGCUCUAAUUCGCGCUCCCACACGCCUUUCGUCGGCCUGCUUUCGCCCGCUACCAGGUCGCCUGUCAUCGGCCCCAGCUCUCCCUUGCCUCCAGCAGCCCUCUUUGAAGGCUAUCAGACCCAAACGGAUAGCCGUCUGAGCCGCGCCAAAGGCUCCGACGAGAUCGCCAUCGGCGCCAACACCCUCCCCGAGGUGUCCAACUCCAAGGGCUUGGGAUCUGGCGACACCUUCUCUUCCACCUCCGACGCAAUUCUCCCCCGCCCUCGACCUCCCUGA